AUGGUGGGGGCUAUGGCUGCAAUUUCCUGGAAAGUUGAAGAAUCAUGCUUUCAAGUGUUUUUGCUGAGAAAGUUUGUGGAGAAAGUUGUUUUCUUGGACUCAAAAUGUGAAGGGUGGACUGGUAGAGGACAUGCCAUUUCCAAAGUCCACCACUUGUUGCAGCAAGUUCUGAUCUCCUUCCUCAUGAUCUGCUUCUUUGGCUUUUGA
Molecule: messenger RNA, 207 nt
Organism: Prunus armeniaca (apricot)
Lineage: Eukaryota; Viridiplantae; Streptophyta; Magnoliopsida; Rosales; Rosaceae
Source: the annotation of a GenBank genome assembly